This is a messenger RNA of Filobasidium floriforme, 1009 nucleotides long. Its product is annotated as ubiquinol-cytochrome C reductase hinge domain-containing protein. The transcript is spliced from 6 exons. Gene Ontology annotation, biological process: mitochondrial electron transport, ubiquinol to cytochrome c. Lineage: Eukaryota; Fungi; Basidiomycota; Tremellomycetes; Filobasidiales; Filobasidiaceae. Bases 235 to 612 code for a protein of 125 amino acids. The record is from RefSeq and is a predicted model, not a curated record.
CUUGUCGACGAUUGGGUUACGUAAGCGUGUCGCGUGUCGACAGUUGUCGAUGGUUUGUCGAUUGUGUCGACACUUACGUAACCAUCGGCACCCAUCGACAAGCUUACAGCUCAGCCUAGAUGUUGACAAGUCGAUGAAACCUAUACAUCACGUCUCACUUGCCACAACUAGGUCAUUACACCAUCUACAUAGACUUAUCCUCAUCUCCUCCCCCCAAAAGCACACUCUGUCGUCAUGUCCGAUCUCACUUCCUUUUUCGGAUCCAUGGUAGAGAUGGUCUUCCCUACCGCCCACGCCGAGGCUCCCGCCCCUACCCCAUCGGAGGAACCCGAGCAGGAAGAGCAGGAGGAGAAGCCCGAGGCUGAGGAGGAGGCCGAGGAGGAAGAAGAGGAAGAGGAGGAGGAUGAGCCUGAGGAUCCCGCACCUGCCAUCCGAGCCGAGUGUGAAAAGACCAAGGAGUGUGCCCCUGCCGCACACCACUUCAAGGCCUGUAGCGAGAAGGUCGAGGGUGGAAAGGGAUGGCAAGGAGAGGACUGCGUCGAGGAGCUCUUCCACCUGAUGCACUGUGUCGAUGCCUGCGCCGCCCCCAAGGUUUUCAAGCGAUUGGUCUAGACUUCUCGUCUGGACUUGUUGGAGAACGAGACGUCGCGAGAGAUGACGUCAAAGACCCUCGGAGGAGAAUGGGGUGGUGUUGUUUGUACCAAAACACGAUAACGCGCGCGCUGGUGGCGGGUGGAUGUAGAUGGGUUCGGAAAGAGAGCCGGGUUUUCCUUUAUUAGCAUUUUGAAACGUCAUAACGGACAUUUCUCAGCGGUUUACUAUGGGCAGUGAGAGGAGGGAUGUCUCUUCCCUGCACUUGCGCCUGUGGCAGUCUGAGGCGGAAUGUUUCGAGGGGUCAAUGGCGUUCCUUUGUCAAAUGCAGCGACUAGGGACUUCAAAGCCCUUUAUGGUACACUUCACAUCGAUACUGAUCGAAGAUGGUUAUAAGCAGGAUUCACCUCGUGCGUCG